AAAUCAGCACCACGGACAGCGGCUUCUGCCAACGCGCAGCAAAACGGUGGAGCUUUUUCCUUUACCGAUAGACGGAGGAAGGAAUAAUCAUAAGAAAAUGAUUCGACAACAACAAUAUAGAUAAACACAUCUGUUUCAAUUCGGCUAGCAUGCAUUUCCAUGGCAGGAUCCUCCAGUUAUCAGAUUUCGAUGGAGGCACGUUUGCUGUCGGAAGCAAGUAUUUCAGCGCAACCAUGUAAAUGAACGUCUUAUUGUUAUUAAUUGAACUGGUGAAAUUAGUUAUUGGUAGUAAACGAAACCGUUAUUUGAUGGCAAAGUUUAACUGGCAUAGCGAAGUAAUCGCUUCGUUCGCCUAUUCUGGGGGGUUCUUCCCUGGCAUCUUCGUUCUUCCAGGUUUGUGUUGUGCAGGAAUCAUUGCAGAAAGAAUAAAAAAGCAGCAUGGAAAUUCAAUGGCAAAGUGAUGUGCAUUUUUCUACACAUUUUUGGUGUCUCGUCCGAUUCUGUUUAAAAUGCAAACACUUUGGAUAGUAGUGUCUCUCGGACUUGUGUGGAGGGGGAACUGUGUGGACGUAGCCUAUUCUCUAUCUAUCAGCCAGAAAAAACACAGUAAGGAAACAGGGGAAGAGAAAAACGGUGAUCUGAUGGCUAGCAUGCCAUUGAGGGACAAACAAGCGAGAUGAUUGCCAUCUCGUUUUAAUUUCAACUGGCCUUUUUUUUGUAUGGACUAAACAGCUGAAAGCAACAUCCCAAAAUGACUCGGUGGAAUUACUCAUGCCAUAGCAUUAAUAUAAUUUUAUAUUAUACCUGAGACUCCAAAGCUCCUCUGAACCCCUCUCAAUCUUGCUCCGCUCUCGUCUUGAAAUAGAAUAUCACAUUUUCGCUCAAAACCAUGUUAAAGGUUCCCCUUAAAUACAGCUCCCGUUAAAUUCAAGCUUUGGCAUUGUCCCAUGAGUGACUGGGUCGAAAAUGAACGUGAGGGGAUUCCGUUUGAUCUUAUUGCUGUUUGGAUAUGCUAAUCGCUCACACUGAAAGCUAUCAUGAUGGUUUUGUAUUGGCAUCCGUUGACUCCCGAAAAGAAACCGUCUCUGCCCAUCCAUUAAAAAACUUCCGCAUUGACUAUCAUAGGCUACACUUGGUAACAGAAAAAAAUGUAUCAAGGAAUGAUACAAUCUAUUUACAUUGUCAUAUUUGGAUUUCUAUUGACCAAGAUUUGUGCCCGGCAGCCAUACUUUUUAUAGACACCUCUGAUAUUUUGUUUUGAUACCAUAGCUAGAGAAGGCUACUUGAAACAAAUAGCCUCGCACUUGGCAAUAAUAAUACUAACAAAGCCCCCUUUGGCUCCCAAAUCAUGCAAACUAAAUGCCUGAUUCAUCCAACUCCCUUUAUUGAUACCUUCUAUUUCACCCUACAGCUGCAUUUUGCCUAUGUGGGCUAGUUCAUGAUGUUUAAGUACCGGAUCCGUAUGUUUUUCAAUGAACUGAAAGUGCUGGUUUUCAUGCGGUCUGGCUCAAGACGGGAGACCGAUUCAGACACAGACACAGACAGGCGAACGAGCAGCAUGCGAGGGCUCGGGGUAGGAGGCUGCGGGUGGCCACGCUUCGACUGUUCUACUCGGGACGAUGAGGAGGAGUACUAUGGCACCGAUCCCCGGCCGCGCAGCCUGGCAUUCGAGGAGAAGGAUCAGAAGCUCCAAGCAGGCCUGGACGCGGUGUCGCUCACAAGCAGCCUGGACAGUGGCAUGCGCUCGCCGCAGUGCCGGAUCUGUUUCCAGGGCCCCGAACAGGGGGAGUUGCUGAGCCCGUGUCGCUGUGACGGCUCUGUGCGCUGUACUCACCAGCCCUGCCUCAUCCGCUGGAUCAGCGAGAGAGGCUCCUGGAGUUGUGAGCUCUGCUACUUCAAGUACCAGGUCCUGGCCAUCAGCACCAAGAACCCACUGCAGUGGCAAGCCAUCUCUCUGACGGUGAUAGAGAAGGUGCAGAUAGCAGCCAUCAUCCUGGGUUCUCUGUUCCUUAUCGCCAGCAUCUCCUGGCUGGUGUGGUCGUCCCUCAGCCCUUCGGCCAAGUGGCAGCGCCAGGACCUGCUCUUCCAGAUCUGCUAUGGCAUGUACGGCUUCAUGGACAUUGUGUGCAUAGGUCUUAUAAUUCAUGAAGGAUCGUCUGUAUACCGGAUCUUUAAGCGCUGGCAGGCCGUGAACCAGCAGUGGAAAGUACUGAACUAUGAGAAAGACAAGGACCUGGGCGACCCUGUCAGCUCCAGCAGCAAGGGUGGGGGGCGUGGGGGUCGAAACCCUCCCCACAGUUCAGCCGGGGCGGACAGGGGAGGCCUGGCAGGCCAGCGUGUUAGGACUAUUCUCAACCACCACUGUGGCUACACCAUCCUGCACAUCCUCAGCCAGCUGAGGCCCAGCAAUGCACGCAUCAGCUCCACGACCAACCGUGAGGUGGUCAUGAGGGUCACCACCGUAUGAGACAGGACUCUGCGGGUGCGAGGGAUUUGGACAACAGCCACCAACCCCCCUGAUCCGAUCCACCUCCUUAAAACUCCCAAAUGACUCUCACUAUUCGCCCCUGGCCUUACCC
Oncorhynchus keta (chum salmon) is the source of this 2579-nucleotide messenger RNA. Its product is annotated as E3 ubiquitin-protein ligase MARCHF9-like. Gene Ontology annotation, molecular function: zinc ion binding; ubiquitin-protein transferase activity. The record is from RefSeq and is a predicted model, not a curated record. NCBI's taxonomy places the organism in Eukaryota, Metazoa, Chordata, Actinopteri, Salmoniformes, Salmonidae. The coding region runs from base 1439 to 2467 and encodes 342 amino acids. The transcript has 4 exons. Gene Ontology annotation, biological process: protein ubiquitination.